AUGGCUUCUCUGGCGACUUCCAUGGCCGGAGCCGGGAGCUCCAAGAUUCUUGUUUCAUCGUGUUCGAUUAGAGUUGGGUUUCCUGUAAUCGCCGAUCAAAACUCGAGAUUCGUAUCGUUUGCUUACAGUCACAGGCCGAUCCCUAGAACGGCGAUCUUGCGCCGAGUGGCGAUAAAUGCUUCGAGCCAAGGAGAAACUACGGCUUCACCUUUCGCAUCCGUCGCAUCGCCGGGUCUAUACUCAGCUCAGACUUUCGACUUGACGCCUGAAAAUGUCGAUUUGGUCCUCGAAGAUGUCAGGCCGUUCCUGAUCGCCGACGGUGGGAACGUCGACGUUGUCUCCGUUGAGGACGGCGUGGUUUCUCUCAAACUCCAAGGAGCAUGUACUAGCUGUCCAAGUUCUUCUACAACCAUGACAAUGGGAAUAGAGAGGGUGCUUAAGGAAAAGUUUGGAGACACAGUGAAAGAUAUUCGACAAGUUUUUGAUGAUGAAGUUAAGCAGAUAGACGUGGAGGCAGUGAAUGCUCAUCUCGAUAUACUGAGACCAGCGAUCAAGAACUAUGGCGGAAGUGUGCAAGUUUUAGCAGUUGAAGGUGAAGACUGCCUUGUGAAGUACGUUGGACCAGAAUCGAUUGGAAUGGGAAUACGAGCAGCGAUUAAAGAAAAGUUCAAGGACAUAUCUAAUGUAACUUUUACAAGCUAA
Messenger RNA from Thlaspi arvense, 702 nucleotides. The record is from the annotation of a GenBank genome assembly. Lineage: Eukaryota; Viridiplantae; Streptophyta; Magnoliopsida; Brassicales; Brassicaceae.